AUGGUGAUAAAGAAGCGUAGACUAAUCAAGAAGGUUAACAAACAAGGGACUUGCCAAAAUACUUUUCUUAAAAGGACUACUUCCAUAGAAAGAAGCUUGAACAUGAUUGCUGGUGCGUUUUACAUCCCAAAGGACAACAAGCUAAAGCCUCUAGGGGAGGAUGCUCACUUCAUUUGUGCAGAGGAGCAGACCAUUGGUGUUGCAGAUGGUGUCGGUGGCUGGGCAAGAAAGGGUGUGGAUGCAGGCAAAUAUGCCCGAGAACUCAUGGCUAAUGCUGUCUGUGCAGUUGAAGAUCAACCUGAGGGUUCUGUUGAUCUGAAGAUGGUCUUAAAUGAAGCUUUCUUAAACACCGAGGCUAGAGGAUCAUCAACCGCGUGCAUUCUCACAAUUAAAGGCCACUGCUUGCACGCUGUGAAUGUAGGAGACAGUGGAUUCGUGGUAAUCAGAGAGGGAAAAAUCAUAUAUCAGUCACCAGUGCAACAACAUAGAUUUAACAGUCCCUAUCAGUUGGGCAACACAGCGGAUAGCCCGAGUUUAGCUGAGGAGUUUGAAGUUGUAGUAGAAGCUGGGGACAUCGUCGUUGCUGGGACUGAUGGAUUGUUUGAUAACUUGCAUCCAGCAGAGAUUGAGGAUAUAGUUAGCCUGUGUUUGAGGCAACGUAACAUGCCAGAGCUAUUAGCUUGGACCAUGGCAAAAGUUGCUCGGGAAAAAUCCCUGAACGAAUGGACUGAUAGUCCCUUUGCAAUGGCUGCUUAUGAUGCAGGAGUAGAACACUUGGGAGGCAAAUAUGACGAUAUUACAGUGAUUGUCGCCUAUAUUCUUUCUCCAGAUUUGUUCUAG
Molecule: messenger RNA, 840 nt
Organism: Ilex paraguariensis (yerba mate)
Lineage: Eukaryota; Viridiplantae; Streptophyta; Magnoliopsida; Aquifoliales; Aquifoliaceae
Source: the annotation of a GenBank genome assembly